Molecule: messenger RNA, 2719 nt
Organism: Clupea harengus (Atlantic herring)
Lineage: Eukaryota; Metazoa; Chordata; Actinopteri; Clupeiformes; Clupeidae
Gene: syvn1
Product: synovial apoptosis inhibitor 1, synoviolin
Exons: 16
Coding region: 325-2226 (633 amino acids)
Biological process (GO): ERAD pathway; proteasome-mediated ubiquitin-dependent protein catabolic process
Cellular component (GO): endomembrane system
Molecular function (GO): ubiquitin protein ligase activity
Source: RefSeq, a predicted model, not a curated record
AAUACGUUGGUCAGAGGACAGUUUGACACUAAACGUCACCCCUUAUGAUUGUCUGCUUGGAUUAUCCCGGAAAUGAGGUGGCACCUCUGUAGAACAAGCGAAAGAUAAACACGUAGCCGAAAGGUGGAUAUGGUUUAAAUAAAUCACAAUAGAAAGUUGCAUUGGAUUUGGAGAUCGCUUAAACUGCACUUUAUCAUUUUUUUUUUCAAAGGAACUCAAAACAGCCUCUGGCUGUUUCGUCCUAUCGCACUCUUACUGUGUGAAGAAGAGGUUUUGUUUCUGGGAGAUUCUGCAUUAGCGGAGUCGUGCAGCACCUGGCACAAGAUGGUGCGAGCAACCCUGGUUACAGCCACCAGUCUGGUGUUGACGGGAGCGGUGGUUGCCCAUGCCUAUCUUCUUAAAAACCAAUUCUACCCCACAGUGGUGUACCUCACUAAGAGCAGCCCCAGCAUGGCUGUUUUGUAUAUCCAAGCUUUUGUAUUGGUGUUUCUGUUGGGGAAAUUUAUGCGUAAAGUCUUCUUUGGACAGCUGCGGGCUGCCGAAAUGGAGCACCUGAUCGAGCGCUCGUGGUACGCUGUGACUGAGACGUGCCUAGCCUUCACUGUUUUCCGGGAUGAUUUCUCCCCUCGUUUUGUGGCCCUCUUCACAUUGUUGCUGUUCCUCAAGUGCUUUCAUUGGUUGGCAGAGGACAGGGUUGACUUUAUGGAGAGGAGUCCAAACAUCUCUUGGAUCUUCCACUUUAGGGUGCUGUCUCUCAUGGUGUUGCUGGCAAUAUUGGACUUCCUUUUUGUAAACCAUGCUUGUCAUAGCAUUAUCACAAGGGGGGCCUCGGUUCAACUGGUGUUUGGAUUUGAGUAUGCAAUUCUGAUGACUAUGGUUCUCACGACCUUUAUCAAGUAUAUGCUUCAUACGAUUGACCUCCAGAGUGAGAAUCCAUGGGAUAACAAGGCGGUGUAUAUGUUAUACACUGAACUCUUCACAGGUUUCAUUAAGGUGCUGCUGUAUAUGGCCUUCAUGACCAUCAUGAUCAAAGUGCAUACCUUCCCUCUGUUCGCCAUCCGCCCCAUGUAUCUUGCUAUGAGGCAAUUCAAGAAAGCUGUGACUGAUGCUAUUAUGUCCCGGCGAGCCAUCCGCAAUAUGAACACACUCUAUCCUGAUGCCACACCUGAAGACCUCCAGGCCUCCGACAAUGUUUGCAUCAUCUGUCGAGAGGAGAUGGUGACCGGAGCCAAAAAACUGCCCUGCAACCACAUCUUCCACUCCAGCUGCCUGCGCUCCUGGUUCCAGAGACAGCAGACCUGUCCUACGUGUCGCAUGGACGUCUUGAGAGCCUCUCAGCCCAAUCAGAUGCCAGCCCCGCCCCCUGCUCAGGCUCCAGCCCCAGCGCCACCCGCCAACGCACAGGUCCCUGUGCCCGGCAACGCCCCUGGGAUGAUGCCUCACUUCCCCCCCGGGCUCUUCCCCUUCUGGGGGCCGUUUCCUGGGGCUGCCCCUCCUGCCGCUGCGCCUGGCGCCCAAGCUGCUGCGGAUGCCCCCCAGACCGGCUCUGGUUCCACUCAGGCUCAGGCUCAAGGGAGCGGCACAUCAGCCCAACCCAAUGCAGAGGCUCCCGUCCCUGGAGGUGCCAUGGCGGGUUUCCCCUUCAACUUCCCCCCUCCUCCGUUCCCCUCCGCACCAUGGCUGCCAAUGCCACCACCGCCUCCCUUCAUGUCCUCGAUGCCUCCGCCGCCGGCCUCCCUGUCCAGCAUGUCUGACACGGAGCUGCGGGAGCUGGAGCAGGAGGGCCGACGGGGCCUGGAGGCCCGACUGCAGUGCCUCCACAACAUCCACACGCUCCUGGACGCCGCAAUGCUCAACAUCCACCAGUACCUCACCACCGUGGCCACUCUCAGCCCCCCUCGGACUGAAGCCAGCGCUGGAGAGGCCCCUGCUGCAGAGGCCCCUGCUGCAGAGGCCCCUGUUGGAGAGGCCCCUGUUGGAGAGGCCCCUGGGCCGUCUACCUCCCCGAACACCAACAGCACCGAGGAGGCCUCCAGCCAGGAGACCCCUGCUCAAAGCCCUGAACCGGUUUUGGGGGCAACGGGUUUCUCUCAACCAGACUCCACCACAGAGGAAGAGAAGCUGAUGGAAGGAGAGGCGGAGGAUGCCGAUGGGGAGCCCAACGCUGCAGAGCUCCGGCGGAGACGCCUACGCAAGCUGGAGACCACUCCACCUCUUGACCACUGAUGCACACCCAACCAUGCUGGACGAUCACUUCAAACAAAGACUUCAGUUACCUGAAUUUAUCUCGUUAUUUCUCCCUCUUCACAUGCUGUGUGUUUGGGGAUAAGUUACGUGGCCAGGUUGUCAUAUCAUCAUCAGACCCGCCCUUACCAUUCUUCAGCAUUGCGCACGUGGGGGACGCAGCGUUGCAUAUAUGUCUGGCACUCCCUUCUGCCUCCGGAAAGUUGUGUCUCGUGUGUGAAUGAAACAUGAACUGAGGACUCUCAGGGCCAACUGAGGGUGACCCAUUACCAGGCGGCCAACGUUGGCCACCAUUUUGCUUUUACUGUUGAAAUGAUCAAGCUUGGGUAGGGUUUUUUUUUUCGUAUGCUGUAUGUUUUUUCCAAAAUUUUGAAUAUCGUUCUCUUGUUUAGUAUAUGUUACAGCACAUUGGGAGGAGUUGGUUUUAACUGCAGCCAUUGUGUCCUUAAAUUUGGCCUUAGGGUUUUUGUUUAUA